AUGUUGGAUCACGUAUUCUCCAGAUUCACCCUGUAUCCAAACAUGCCUCAAGCCGUGUCACAUGCUCGUUUUCAGGCGACUUUUCCAGGAUCAACGCUUGCAGGGCCAACGUACGUUGACAAUACAUUUCCAAGCGUCACAACUUUCAACCGAACAGAUAUGGGGAAGACUCCUUUAACUUUCCCAGAUAAUGUUCCUUUGGGACCGAUAGGCGAUAAUCCGCAGCCGCAUAUCGUGAUGGAAGAGAGAUUGGGGGGACAAACUCAUAAUCCCAUCCCAGUCGAGCCAAACGUCCCCAGAAAAGAGAGGUUGGGGGAACAGGCUCAUAAUUCCAUUCCUGUAUUCGACCCUGUUCCACCCAGAGUAGAUCCGGAGGACAUCGCUCAAGUCUUGCGGGUACAUUUCGGAAUGAAUCCGCAAACGAUAAACCGACCGGUGUAUCAGAGGCCAUUUCCGGAAAGAAUCAUCAACGAUUAUCCUCUCUCGAGGAGUUAUCGAUCGCCAGACUUUCAUGUUAUCUCAGGAGAAGACGGAUCCUCCACCAUAGAGCAUGUUGGUCGGUUCACAGCACAGUUAGUGGAAAUCGGUAACAAUCCUUUCUACAAAUUACAACUGUUUGGAAUGUCUCUCACCAGGACAACAUUUUCAUGGUUUGUAAAUUUGCCACCUGGGCAAAUACAAAUGUGGGAGGGUUUGGAGAUGGCUUUUCAUGCUAGAUUCUUCACUCCUUUGCCGAUUGUUUCUCUUACUGAUUUGUUGGAAUUAAAACAAUAUCCAGAACAGUCAGCUUCACAGUUUAUCAAAAGGGCCACUAGAGUCUGA
Molecule: messenger RNA, 822 nt
Organism: Andrographis paniculata
Lineage: Eukaryota; Viridiplantae; Streptophyta; Magnoliopsida; Lamiales; Acanthaceae
Exons: 2
Coding region: 1-822 (273 amino acids)
Source: RefSeq, a predicted model, not a curated record